GAAAAUUUGUCCUCUGUGGUUUUUAUCAAGGACAUUGAGUUAGCUAAAGUCCCAAAGAGCACUUCCCAAAAUGGUGUAGCUGAUGAGGAGAAUGCAAGAGUGGAAGGAACAGGUUCCGGCUUUAUCUGGGACGAUUUUGGUCAUAUCGUAACUAACUACCAUGUGGUUUCUAAAUUGGCAACGGAUAGAAGUGGCUUACAACUCUGUAAGGUAUCUUUAGUGGAUUCUAGAGGCAACAACAUCACUAGAGAAGGCAAAAUAGUUGGUUUUGAUCCGGAUUAUGACCUAGCAAUUCUUAAGGUCAAUGCCGAAAGAAAUGAGUUCAAGCCAGUGACAAUCGGCACAUCUCGUGACUUACGAGUGGGUCAAAGUUGUUUUGCUAUUGGGAAUCCAUAUGGAUAUGAAAACACUUUAACCGCAGGG
Molecule: messenger RNA, 423 nt
Organism: Striga hermonthica
Lineage: Eukaryota; Viridiplantae; Streptophyta; Magnoliopsida; Lamiales; Orobanchaceae
Source: the annotation of a GenBank genome assembly